This is a messenger RNA of Phyllopteryx taeniolatus (common seadragon), 3613 nucleotides long. It is a transcript of the gene hddc3, whose product is annotated as HD domain containing 3. Bases 117 to 656 code for a protein of 179 amino acids. The transcript is spliced from 5 exons. Lineage: Eukaryota; Metazoa; Chordata; Actinopteri; Syngnathiformes; Syngnathidae. Gene Ontology annotation, molecular function: guanosine-3',5'-bis(diphosphate) 3'-diphosphatase activity. The record is from RefSeq and is a predicted model, not a curated record.
AAUUAGGGGCGGCUGGCUUGGCUGCUACUUUACGAGUGGAGGCUGGCUUGACCGCGGUAUCUUGAACGACCUUCCAUUGAGGAGUUAUUUAAUUCUCUUUGCGUAAAGUGUACGCCAUGGAUUCAGACGCAGUGUUUCUGGUAGAGACAGUUAAUUUCGCCGCUGAAAAGCAUCGAAACCAGCGUCGUAAAGACGCAGAAAAAACGCCCUAUAUUAACCACCCGAUCGGAGUUGCAAGGAUUCUCAGCCAUGAAGCUGGCAUCACUGACAUCGUAGUAUUACAAGCUGCUCUGCUUCAUGACACUUUAGAGGACACUGACACGAAGCCCGACGAACUGGAAACAAAGUUUGGACAGAUUGUUGCUGGUAUUGUUCAGGAGGUGACCGACAUUAAGAGUCUCCCCAAAGCGGAGAGAAAGCGUCUACAGGUGGAACAUGCGCCUCAUUGUAGCCACCAGGCCAAACUGGUCAAACUGGCAGACAAACUGUACAACCUCAGGGAUUUGAACCGCUGCACACCUGUUGGUUGGACGGCAGAGCGGGUCCAGCAGUAUUUUGUGUGGGCCUCUGAUGUGGUAAAAGGCCUAAAAGGUACUAACUCAGCUCUGGAGGAGAAGUUGGAGGAGUUGUUCAGACAGAGAGGAAUACUGCUCUAACAUGGCGGGCACAUAAAGACAAACAACCAUUCAACUCGCAAGGUCACAUUCACACCUAUGGACAAUUUAAGAGUCUUCAAUUAACCUAAGAAGCAUGUUUUUGGAAUGUGGGAGGAAACAAGUACCCAAAGAAAACCCACGCAAGCACGGGGAGAACAUGCAAACGGAAAACACACAGGAAGGUGGAUGUGUUAACCACUCAGGCGCCGUGCCACCAAUUGUAUUAUCAACUCAAAUAAAUGAUACUAAAUAAAGAGGGAAGAGGUGGAAAGAGACAUUUCAUAAUGAACAAAUAUCUAAGACAAUCUGUAAGGAGAGGUUGAAGGACGGGCCAGUAUGCUUCUGAAGCACUGCUGAAGUACCAUUGAUCAAGGACACUUCACAGCCCCCUUACUGAUAUAGCUAGCUCGAAUAGAAUGGAACAUUACCUUGGACAUCAAUAAUGGAUUGUAAUUAAUAUUGUGGAUGUAAAAAAAAAGCAUAGUUUAUGUACUGCUGACAAGCCUUUAAAUUGGUGAAAAUGUACAUUUUGAUGAUGAUAUAGCUCCUUUAUACAAUACUUUUCUGAUAUGAUUGACAUAGUCAGAGACAUUGACAACGACACUGCAUUUUGACAAGGUGUGUUUGUAAUAUUUUGCUCAGCUUUACCUACUAGGAGGGACACAUUUCAGGGUUGAGUUUUAUUUGACAUUACAGCCAGAAACCAAAAAAUUUGCGCUAUCUUUGCCUGGCCAAAAUGGACUAACUGAAAAUAGUGAUGUCCAUAUAUAAAAUGGGUAACAACCACACAGACACUGGUAGGAAAAAGUCCACAAAAGCAAAAGAGGUAGAGUCGUGUUGCGAAUACACCUUAUGGAACAUGUCAACGGCAACCCCCACGAGACACAGGAAAUCUGGUUUAUGUCACCUGGGCCAUAAACUGAUCAUCAGUCCUCCUCCAGCCAUUCCUACUGGUUUCUCGAACAAUUACCCUUUUUUUGCGGACUGAUUUAAUGACCAAGAAUUUGGGAAACCCUCUUUUCAAAGGUGACAGUUUGAGACAACAAUGGAUUUAUUAGUCAGACAGGCCACAAGUUGAACCGGUCGGUACCUCCCAGACCUUCGCAGGGACUCGAAUGAAGUACAAUGGACCAUCCGGGAUCAUUGGUGGAGCACGGGCGACACCCACUGGUGUUUAAGAGUAAUUGCAAACUCAUUAUCAGCACCCACAGUUUUACAGUGAUGAAUGUUUGAUAUUUUACGAACUUUGCACUAAUGCUCCCAGUGUAUAUCAUACCAAUGUCACAAAUGACUGUUUCUUGCAGGUCAGCUGGUUAAAUCUGUUGUCAACCAAAUAUGAUUGUGUUUACCUCAGACAACACGGAAAUGUUACAUAAUGGACAUCAAGUGUUCUAAGCCACCAAAUAAGGUUAAAACACUCAUUGCAUAGAUUAACCAUGGUGUGUGAGACAAUGCAAAAGCUGGGAAUUAACUUUUUAUUUUAGCUGCACUGGUUUUAGACCACAGAUGUUUCUAGAAGUGAAAUUCAAUAUCAGAGGCGUGGUCUGUCCUUCCCGCUCUUGCCUUUUGGGGCAACCCCAUUUUUCUUGGUAUAAAAGACCGGAGCCUUUUACUCUCUUGCUUCUUGUUCUCCUGCGCCGCCAAAGACACUGGCUCCCAGCCAAGAAGCCCCACUCCACUAGGUGGGGGAGGUGAGCCGAGACGGGCUAGGCCCGAACGAACCCUCCUUGCCGCGUCGACGAUCGCUGACCGCAGAUUUAUUCUGCCAGCCCCCCAAACUACACGUUUGUGGAGUCCGGCAGGAAGGAUUUACGGGCGCAGGUUUUCUCUGAGCACGUGACGAACAACGUCACCCAAGCGCUUCGGCCACUGGCUCUUUUGCUUUUACUUUUUUUCCUUUUCCUCCUUUUUCUUCAAACCAACCUGUCGGCACCCUUGCCCAUCCAUCAAGAGGAUUGACCCGCCUGCCUAAAUUUUGUUCUAUGCAACGUGAGUGCAACUUGCUGAUUACCAAGUACAAAUUGGUGCAUAAUUGGGCUUAUACUAACGAUCACAGAAAUGCCCAGCUGUCGCAUCUCUCACCGCUCAUCCUCAUUCCACACAUACAUCCAGAGUGCAGCCUUCUUUACGAAUGUUUGUCUGUACCAUUUUGUCGUAAAGACCCUCUGCAUUGUUCCCCCUGUAGAUUUGUUUUCUCUAAAAUUCCACUUCCUCUUGUGCACUUUGUGUGUUUGAAUGAAACAGUAAAACCGCUGAAAUCUAGAACUGUUAUUUUCAUCCAUGUAGCAAGCCUUCUUCUUUUUAUUUUUAUUUUUUUGUCUUGUUCGGCUGUUAGGUCAAGCAGAAUGGAGGAUCUGUAUCCUUCUAAUUCUGGAACAGUUUUACUGUGUCACAGUGGAGUUUUUAAGCUGCUGCUGUGCUUUUGUGGUGGAUUUUUUCGCCUGUGGUUCCGAGUCGGAGGUCACCCGGGAGAACUCCGACGUCCGUCGGGCAUGGGAUGAAUGAAGACUUCGAGACACUUGGCGUUUGGGCUAAUUCGAUUUAUUGAACAAGCCUUAGUGUCAUAACAGCUGCUUACAUUGCCCGAACGACGAAAAAGACCCCGAAAACCCAUGGAUCUCAGUUUAUCAAGGUUUAAUUCUCUGGGCGUGGAAUUAGCCCCUCCUUGGGGGCACCCGGGAGAUGGCCGUUCCUCAUGACCAUAUUUGGACUCGCACUCGCCUGCUGGUGUCUCUUUACUCUCGUCAAUCUCCCCCCCUCCCUGGGGCCCUUUGCUGCGAUAAUGAAAAACAGUCCUCUUUGAAGAUCUGGCCCCGAUUGUAAACCCCAGACAGGUUUCUGUCAGGGGGGGGGGGAAGCAGGACAACCCCAAUAUACAUAUAACUGGUUAAAGGAUGUCUUUUGAUGUAGAAGUACAAAGAAAAGAUAGUUGGUGUGAAUACAGGUCUACAACCAUU